This is a messenger RNA of Seminavis robusta, 1120 nucleotides long. The record is from the annotation of a GenBank genome assembly. NCBI's taxonomy places the organism in Eukaryota, Bacillariophyta, Bacillariophyceae, Naviculales, Naviculaceae.
UGCGGGAAGGAUCUUGUUGGAUACCCCAUGAUAGUGGUACCGGUGCACGUAGUGGGUAUCAUCCAAGUAUCUACAACGAAGAUAUCGGCCACGCAUACUAGUACAUUACAACUAACUAAACAAUGGCCGACGAGAAAGCCCCCAAGAAGCCCAAGCAACAACAUGUUCGUGUUGGCGUAGGUGUCCUUGUCAAGGAUGCGGCUCGGACGAAUGCUGUUUUUGCGGGGAUCCGGAAGGGGAGCCACGGGGCAGGGAGUCUGGCAUUGCCCGGUGGCCAUUUGGAAAUGUACGAAUCCUGGGAGCAAUGUGCCCUCCGAGAAGUCAAGGAAGAAAUGGAUUUGGACCUGAAGGAUAUCCAGUUUGCGCAUGUCACCAACGACGUGAUGGAGAGCGAAGAGAAGCAUUAUGUUACUAUUUUUAUGAGUGCCACUUGUACCAAACAGAAUGACAAUAAUGAGGAGGAAACUCCUGCGCCAAAGAAUAUGGAGCCUGAAAAGUGUGAAGGGUGGAAGUCCUAUACAUGGCAAGAGCUGAAGGAUAUCCAUUCCAAAGGAGAACCGAAACUAUUCGGUCCUUUGAACAAGUUGAUUGACGAAGCUCCCAAGUCCGUCCAGGACUUUUUGAACGAAACUUCUUAGUUCUGGUCUAUCCGAUGCGACCGUAUAAUUCGUCAUUGGCCAUGACUCGACUCGACUCGAUGUGGGGAAUAACAAAGCCCUCUACAAGUUAGUGGCACGGUAGGUUGACGCUGAACUAGACGCUGCUCUUUGCAGUUUUUAAUUGAAAGCAAACGGAUCUAGCUAGAUUCAUGCAAACCCAGAGUUGCGAUACCGCUUCUGUUGGUUCUGGUCUGGACCGGGCUAGAACCUCGUCGCUGUACCCCAGAGUACCGGACUCCUUGGCAUAAUGCUUGUUUCGUCACCGAGAAAACAUGGCAAGAUACGAGUUAGUUCUAGCUAGUAGCCAGCAUUGCCAGGAUGAGUCAGUCCUUUUUGCCGAUUGUUAUUUGUUGAAAUUGCAAGAUACCACGCACCAAUAUCAUUAAAUUAGAUAAAGAUGAUAUUGAAUCAGAUACUAGUACUCGUACGCUGCAGUAAGAACAACAGUAUACGUAUAUCAU